CUGGACGGGUCGAGGUUUCCUCGGCUGCCUCAUCCCCUUUAGACCAGUCAUCAUGCCUAUCCGUGCGCUGUGCACCAUCUGCUCCGACUUCUUCGACCACUCUCGAGAUGUGGCCGCCAUCCACUGCGGCCACACCUUCCACCUGCAGUGCCUAAUUCAGUGGUUUGAGACAGCACCAAGUCGGACCUGCCCCCAGUGCCGGAUCCAGGUUGGCAGAAGAACCGUUAUCAAUAAGCUCUUCUUUGACCUUGCCCAAGAGGAGGAGAGUGUCUUAGAUGCAGAAUUCUUAAAGAAUGAACUGGAUAAUACGAGAGCCCAGCUUUCCCAGAAAGAGAAGGAGAAAAGGGACAGCCAGGUCAUCAUUGACACCCUGCGGGACACGCUGGAAGAGCGCAACGCCACUGUGGAAUCUCUGCAGAAGGCCUUAGACAAGGCCGAAAUGCUGUGCUCCACCCUCAAGAAGCAGAUGAAGUACUUGGAGCAGCAGCAGGAUGAGAGCAAACAAGCCCAGGAGGAGGCGCGCCGACUCAGGAGCAAGAUGAAAACCAUGGAGCGGAUCGAGCUCCUGCUCCAGAGCCAGCGGCCCGAGGUGGAGGAGAUGAUCCGAGACAUGGGUGUGGGGCAGUCCGCGGUGGAGCAGCUGACCGUGUACUGCGUGUCCCUCAAGAAAGAGUAUGAGAAUCUAAAAGAGGCACGGAAGGCUUCAGGGGAGCUGGCGGACAGACUGAAGAAGGACUUGUUUUCUUCCAAAAGCAAGUUGCAGACAGUCUACUCUGAACUAGACCAGACCAAGUUGGAGCUGAAGUCGGCCCAGAAGGAUUUACAGAGUGCUGACAAGGAGAUUGUGAGCCUGAAAAAAAAGCUAACGAUGCUGCAGGAAACCCUGAACCUGCCACCCGUGGACAGUGAGACUGUCAACCGCCUGGUUUUAGAGAGCCCAGCCCCCAUGGAGAUGCUGAGCCUGAAGCUUCGCCGACCAGCCUUUGGUGAUGACAUUGACCUCAACGCCACCUUUGAUGUCGACACACCUCCAUCCCAGCCCUCCAGCAUCCAUCAUGACCGUGCCAAGAAGCUCUGCCAAGAGAUAGCACACUCUCCCGUUCAGGACAUCCCCAAGAAGAUGCCCAAAGGCCCUAAGCAGGAGUCCCAGCUCUCACUGGGCGGCCAGCACUGUGUGGGAGAGCCAGAUGAGGAGCUAGCUAGUGCCUUUCCUGUCUUCAUCCGGAAUGCCGUCCUAGGCCAGAAACAGCCCAAGAGGGCCAAGGCAGAGCCCUGUCGCAGCAGAGAUACAGUAAGGACAGGCUUCGAUGGGCUUGGAGGUCGGACAAAAUUCAUCCAACCUACUGACACGACGAUGAUCCGCCCACUGCCUGUGAAACCCAAGCCCAAGACUAAGCAGAGAGUGGGGGUGAAGAAAGCGCUCCCUCCCUCCCAGGCCAAGCUGGACACCUUCCUGUGGUAGUGAGAAUAGUGAGCCGGAUCAAUGGCCAGAUACAUGCC
Molecule: messenger RNA, 1500 nt
Organism: Neomonachus schauinslandi (Hawaiian monk seal)
Lineage: Eukaryota; Metazoa; Chordata; Mammalia; Carnivora; Phocidae
Gene: TRAIP
Product: TRAF interacting protein
Exons: 15
Coding region: 53-1462 (469 amino acids)
Source: RefSeq, a predicted model, not a curated record